AAAAAAAACAAAUAAAAAAAGAGACAGAGAAGAAAGAGACCUCACCUUCCUCUCUUUGCGCGUUUUCUCUAAUCUCUCUCUUCUCUCUUCUCUCUCUUACGGCUGUUGAAACCAUGGCAUUUCUCACCAUCGCCGGGAUCCGUGAUUCUCGAUCGGAGGAUGAAUCGUCAGCUUCUUCGUCUCUCUUCGCGUAAUCUUCAUUCUCCAUUCUCCAAAUCGCCGCCUGAUUGCAACAAAAUCCAAAUCGUUUUUGUAUGAUGGUGAAGAACUAGAGGAAGUAUUUUAGUCUCAGUUUCUGAUUUUGUUUUUGUAAGCUUAGAGGGGGAAGACAAUGUCAACAAAGGGAGAACAUCAUACAGUUCCGCUUUCUGUAUUGCUAAAGCGUGAAUCAGCUAAUGAAAAGAUAGACAAUCCUGAACUUAUACAUGGCCAGGCUAACCAAAGCAAGAAGGGAGAGGAUUUUACACUUGUUAAGACAGAGUGCCAACGGGUCAUGGGAGAUGGCGUUACUACCUUCUCAGUUUAUGGGCUUUUUGAUGGACACAAUGGUUCUGCAGCAGCUAUCUACACUAAGGAGAACCUUCUGAACAAUGUUUUAGCUGCAAUACCCUCUGAUCUUAACAGAGAUGAGUGGGUUGCGGCACUUCCUAGGGCUUUGGUUGCAGGAUUUGUGAAAACUGAUAAAGAUUUCCAGGAAAGAGCAAGGACGUCUGGAACGACAGUAACUUUUGUCAUAGUAGAAGGAUGGGUGGUGAGUGUUGCAUCUGUUGGUGACUCUCGUUGCAUACUUGAGCCUGCUGAGGGCGGUGUAUAUUAUUUGUCUGCUGAUCAUCGUCUUGAAAUAAACGAAGAAGAGCGAGAUCGAGUCACUGCAAGUGGUGGUGAAGUUGGUCGGUUAAAUACUGGUGGUGGUACUGAGAUUGGUCCUCUUAGAUGUUGGCCUGGUGGUCUGUGUCUCUCAAGAUCCAUUGGAGAUCUGGAUGUUGGCGAAUACAUUGUUCCAGUUCCUUAUGUCAAGCAAGUCAAGUUGUCUUCAGCUGGUGGUCGACUUAUAAUCUCAAGUGAUGGUGUGUGGGAUGCAAUAUCUGCAGAAGAGGCUCUUGAUUGUUGCCGGGGUUUGCCACCUGAAUCUUCCGCAGAGCAUAUUGUUAAGGAAGCUGUGGGGAAAAAAGGUCUUCGCGAUGAUACAACCUGUAUUGUUGUUGAUAUAUUGCCACUAGAAAAACCGGCUGCUUCGGUGCCACCUCCGAAAAAGCAAGGGAAAGGAAUGCUAAAGUCCAUGUUCAAAAGAAAAACAUCUGACUCCUCUUCUAAUAUUGAGAAAGAGUAUGCAGAACCUGAUGAAGUUGAAGAACUGUUUGAAGAGGGCUCUGCCAUGCUUUCAGAAAGAUUAGAUACAAAGUACCCGCUUUGCAAUAUGUUUAAGUUGUUCAUGUGUGCUGUGUGUCAAGUAGAAGUGAAACCUGGAGAAGGUGUCUCAAUCCAUGCAGGAUCGGAUAAUUGCCGUAAGCUUCGUCCGUGGGAUGGUCCAUUCCUCUGCGCAAGUUGCCAAGAUAAGAAAGACGCAAUGGAAGGAAAAAGAUCAUCGGGAGAUAGACAUAGUAGUGAGAGCGACUAGCCAGCAAUCUACAAUUUAUUGGCAAAGCAACUAACAAAACAGUAAUUGUGAGUAUAUUGGAGCGGUUCGAGGAAUCAUCUGGUCGUAAUUUGUCACCCAGAGAUAUAAGUUCCUUGAUCAACCACCACCAUUCUUACCAUUCUCCAGCAGACUCCAAAAGCUGUUUAUUUUUAUUCUUUGAUAUGGCUCCCACUUCACGACAACUUGGGUUCAAUGUAAUUCAGACAUCAAACUUGUUUCAAAGUAGAGGUAAUUCAUAAGUUCUUUCCAUUUUUUCUUUCUUUCUUCAUUUGUGAUCACUCUGUGCUUUUUGUCUUUCAAAAUGAGUAGAACUAACUAUGAGAGACGGUAGCUUUAUUACUUCUGUUGAAAAUGUUGAGUCGUUUAGGGAGGGGUAAAGAAAGAUAUGCGAGUCUGUGUGCAAUUAUUUCAAUGUAUAAACCAAAGAAAAUAUUCUGGAAAGAAGCAAAUCAUUUUUCAUGUAA
Molecule: messenger RNA, 2103 nt
Organism: Camelina sativa (false flax)
Lineage: Eukaryota; Viridiplantae; Streptophyta; Magnoliopsida; Brassicales; Brassicaceae
Product: putative protein phosphatase 2C 12
Biological process (GO): protein dephosphorylation
Molecular function (GO): protein serine/threonine phosphatase activity
Source: RefSeq, a predicted model, not a curated record